GGGAACCUUCUGGACUGCUAGAGCACUGUCACGGCAUCUGCUUCGUUCUCAGCCCACUCUCCGCCAGCACUCCCAUUUCCACGCACACCAUACAACACACCCGCCACAAUGAGUACCGGAGCAAAGAAGCGCAUCAUGAAGGAAUAUGCCGAAUGUCAGGCAGAUACUCCAGCAGGCAUAAAGAUCAACUUUGAUGAGCAGAAUAUUACGAAAUGGGAAUGUGUUAUGGACGGUCCAGAACAGUCCAUCUACGCUGGCGGCCACUUCAAGCUCGAGAUCAACUUCCCCAACGAAUACCCGUUCAAGCCGCCGGUCGUCAGCUUUCGGACAAAGAUCUACCACCCGAACGUGACCAACGAUGACAAGGGCUCCAUGUGCCUCGGGUUGCUUCGUCCUGAGUCGUGGAAGCCGCCGAAUAAGGUAGUUGCUGUUUUGCGCCUGAUCCAGACGCUUUUGAUUGAGCCAAACGUGGACGAUGCGAUCGAGCCCUCCAUCGCCAACGAAUACCGCGAAAACCGCAAGGAAUUUGAGAAGAAUGCAAAGGACUGGGUCAAGCGUUAUGCGAAAUAGAGCGGAGGAAUACAGGGCGGCAUCUAUGAUUUCCACACGCUGUUGGUUUUGCAUGCUCAAGGCGUUUGGCGAAUGUUGCAUCAGGGCGGAGCUUUCUUCCCCACCUGACAUGAAGCGAUGUGUAUAUGGACAGGAGAGUAAAUCUAAGGCACUUGGUCGUUGUUCUUCA
Parastagonospora nodorum SN15 is the source of this 739-nucleotide messenger RNA. RefSeq lists its product as hypothetical. The transcript is spliced from 3 exons. Lineage: Eukaryota; Fungi; Ascomycota; Dothideomycetes; Pleosporales; Phaeosphaeriaceae. The coding region runs from base 109 to 570 and encodes 153 amino acids. The record is from RefSeq and is a predicted model, not a curated record.